GCUGAGCAGAGAGAGGAUAAAAAUAAGACGAAGUCUAUAUAAUAGGGGGAAGUUGAGGGGGGAGAUGGAGGUUGAUGAUUCCUUCAAAAGGCCAGGAUCCAUCCCGUUCAAGUGGGAGGUUCAGCCGGGUGUUCCCAAGCAGAAGAACAUCAUCGGUCCAGACUCGCCUCAAAAACUCUGCCUGCCGCCGGUCUUGUGCGCCAUCAGCCUCCCUCAGUCCCCUGCUCUCUUCCCCCCUCCUCCGUUGAUGAUAGGGAGAACUAACGAGGGAAAGGCCGUGAAGGUGUUUGCGAUGCUUCGGCGCCUGUCCAUGUCCAAUCGCUUUGCGUCGGUCCGAGGCAGGCACUCGAUGAGGCACGAUGAGUUCGAGGAAAGCAGCAGCUCGCUGGCCCUAUCUGAUGCAAGCAGUGUUCGAAGUCAAGACUUGGAUGCAUAGAAAUUGUGAUCUACUUCUCGUGUGUAAUUGGAAUGGGAGCAAUCUCCAUCUGUUGUCGUUACUUGUUGGUUGGCACUAAACCGAGAACGUCAGAAGAAUUGUAGCAGAGGAAUGUUAUUGCCCGUCUCUGUAAAAGAAUUCUCAAUCCAAUAGUCUUAUCAACUUUCUUGCAGGUAAA
Messenger RNA from Zingiber officinale, 614 nucleotides. RefSeq lists its product as uncharacterized. The record is from RefSeq and is a predicted model, not a curated record. The transcript has a single exon. Bases 65 to 436 code for a protein of 123 amino acids. Lineage: Eukaryota; Viridiplantae; Streptophyta; Magnoliopsida; Zingiberales; Zingiberaceae.